GAGACUGGUAAGAAAUGGGCUGAAGAGUGUAAGAGAAAGAGAGUUAAGAAAGAGAAGAAACCAGACACAAUUAUGCCUAUGCCAAUCUCACCAACAGGUGCAGUAGCGUUUAAUUACCGCAACUCUCUAAUUCCUCCUCUUAAACGCAUCUUCAUCUAUAACUACUCUUCAUAUCACCACCACCACCGCCGCCGCCGCUUUUUACCUCUCCUCCGCAAGACCGGUCACCCCAAGAAUUUGCUGUAUCAGUUCUCUAUUUUAUCUCCCUUCCCCAAGUUUAAUUGUCUCUUCACGGGUAACUCAAUCUUCUUCAGGAUGGAGCGAUUCUGGACUGGGAGUAGCAUUAAUAAGAACAAAGCAAUGGUAGAGCAUUUGCAACAUUACGGUGUGAUCAGCUCCAAGAAGGUGGUUGAAGUAAUGGAAACUAUUGACAGGGCUUUAUUUGUACCAGAACGGACUCAAGCUUAUGUUGACAGCCCCAUGCCAAUAGGAUACAAUGCUACUAUUUCUGCACCUCAUAUGCAUGCAACAUGCCUUCAGCUGUUGGAGGAGCAUCUGAAACCUGGCAUGCAUGCAUUAGAUGUUGGCUCAGGUACGGGGUACUUGACAGCAUGCUUGGCCAUUAUGGUAGGACCACAAGGUCGUGCUGUUGGUGUGGAACAUAUUCCAGAACUGGUUACUUCGUCUAUCAAGAAUAUCGAGAAAAGUGCAGCAGCUCCAUUAUUACAGGAAGGUUCCCUCUCUGUGCAUGUUGGGGAUGGAAGAGAAGGUUGGCCGGAGUUUGCACCUUAUGAUGCCAUACACGUCGGAGCAGCCGCACCAGAAAUUCCACAAGCACUUAUUGAUCAGCUGAAGCCUGGUGGUAGAAUGGUGAUUCCAGUGGGUAACAUUUUCCAGGAUCUGAAGGUCAUCGACAAGGCCCAGGAUGGUUCUAUUAGCGUACGGAGUGAAACUUCUGUUCGAUAUGUUCCUCUAACAAGCCGUGAUGCGCAGCUACGGGAUAAUUGAUUCCCAUGGUGUUUUCGCCUAGCAGUCAAUGAUGAUGAGAAAACGGUUGCUUUUUAUGGUUAUGCUGGUUUAGAAGUGGUUGUAGAGCUGUAUAUAAUGCCAUCAGCACAUCUUUGUCUCUGGAGUCCUUUGCUCCUCUGCUUAACUUGUAAAUGAUAACAUGAUAUUUUCGUUAAAAUGUUUAAAGUGUCAGCAUUUCAAGUGCAA
This is a messenger RNA of Mercurialis annua (annual mercury), 1215 nucleotides long. Its product is annotated as protein-L-isoaspartate O-methyltransferase 1-like. Gene Ontology annotation, biological process: protein modification process. Bases 73 to 1008 code for a protein of 311 amino acids. Gene Ontology annotation, cellular component: cytoplasm. The record is from RefSeq and is a predicted model, not a curated record. The transcript has 4 exons. Gene Ontology annotation, molecular function: protein-L-isoaspartate (D-aspartate) O-methyltransferase activity. NCBI's taxonomy places the organism in Eukaryota, Viridiplantae, Streptophyta, Magnoliopsida, Malpighiales, Euphorbiaceae.